Messenger RNA from Notodromas monacha, 675 nucleotides. NCBI's taxonomy places the organism in Eukaryota, Metazoa, Arthropoda, Ostracoda, Podocopida, Cyprididae. The record is from the annotation of a GenBank genome assembly.
AUGGUUGUGGCUGUGAAAGUGCCUCCACGCAUGGGAAGCAAUCGAGUUUUUAAGGAAAAAUUUCUGGAAGCCGAUAAAAACGUGAAUACGGGUAUACACUCCACUGUGUUUCCCCACAGUCGCACUUCGCCGCCGAAAGCGAAACGAAAUUUCAGAAGGGGUUCAUCGAAGCCCGGAGAAUCGGAGUAUCACCGCAAAAAGGAACAGAACGGAAGAAAAUCGGUACAAUCUUUCAAAACAAAAAUUCGCGACAGCUUGAUUUGUAGCUCGCUCGCCGUCAUGAGUCACAAGCCAGAGUCGAUGUCUCGGACGUUGUCCACAGAGCCGCCAUUCUCCAUGGCCGAGAUGCAAAAGGCCCUGGCCCUGGCCGAGCACAUAAUGGGAAGCUUCACGUUGACAAAGAAGAUCCCACGAGAAGAUACGCAAGACGAUGAAAUCAUCGAAGAACUAGCCACGAUUUCAGGCAUCGAAGAUCUCCGUACUUUCCUCAUACAACGCUGUCGACAGAAAUUGGCCGCUUGGCCAGCUCUAUUGGCACGCAAAUGGAUCUCUGCAAAUUUCAUGCAGGGCAAAUCGAGAAAACAGAAAAGCGACCCGGUCUCAGCGGGUGUUUCAGGAAACCCCGAAGAAACAGGCUUUUCAUUCAGAGUGAUCCAGUGGAAUCUCUUAUCUCAA